AUGACAGGUAGGAAAAAAAGGCGGACUUACUGCAUUCCCGUAGCAUCUCCAUCAGGACAGGGUCUCUGCAGAAACCGCAGAGGCUAUCGGGAGCCCGGGGAGGAGACUACCCCGGCCGCAGGGACUGUCGGGAGGCCGGGGAGGAGACUACCCUGGUCGCAGGGACUGUCGGGAGCUCAGGAGUAUACUACCCCCGCUGCAGGGGUUGUCGGGACCAGGGUUCUGAUCCAGCAGGAAAAGAGAAAGCAAAAGGAAUAUUUUGAAAAGAAAAAGUUAAAAUCAAAAAUGAAAUUGCUGGGAGUUUUAUCCCCUGUCAAAAAUUCCACUGUCAGUUUAGACCUCCUUAACCUAUAUGUGGUAAAUCAGAUCUCUUGCCAGAAGAAAACACCUGAAACUGAGAGAAAACCAAUCCAUGUGAAUAUGAAGAGAGACAUAAGAAUGCCCCUAAGAAAGCAUGAUUUAGAACUUCCAAUGUCGCCUCCUCGUGUACCAUCUAACCUCUGCAUUGAUGAUAUAGAAAACAAUAUAUACUACCAAAGACUAGGCAGCAAGGAAGAACUUAACCGUGUUCAGUCAUCACAAGCCGUGGAUUCAUGCAGAAUGUUCAAACCUCGGUUCAACAGAACAGAAAACUACAGUUUCACUCCACCAUCUUUUUCAGCAGAAUUAUCUUCUAACAGACAUAUUACAAAACAAAAUUUCAUUCCCAGAAUUGCACUGAGUCCUCAGAGGGUUGCAUAUGAAAAAAAGCAGAAUGUGCAGAUCAGUAAUGUUAAUUAUUCCAAUUCCUUGGUUUCCAAAUUAAAUGAAAGUCAAGAUGCUUUCAGUCCAUCAUAUAAAAGAGCAGAAUUUGGAACGAUCGAAAGAUUAAACAGUCCAGAAAAUAGGAAUUUCCUCACUGGAAGACCUGAUGUGGUUAUGAGCGAAGAUUGUGGAAACAUUGAUGAGAGAAGACAGUUGGACCUCAUUACUGAAAACCAAUCUGUAGAACAUAUUUGGGGAGAAAAUAGAAAAGAGGUUUCAAAUUUUCUUGAAGAUGUGAACCAGCUAACCCCCAACCUUCUACCAGAGAAAACUGACUCUUUUAUUCAUAAAAAUAUGAUCAAUUUAUUAAGCACAGAUCAACAGAGGAUAAAGGACACCUUUGACAAGUGUGGCUAUGAAAGUAUGAGAGAGAUUUGUGCAGUCACUAGUUCUGAUAGAAACCAUCCUGCUGGUAGAUACAUUAGAAGUAUUUUUACAGAUCCAGAGUUGACUUUUGGUAAUUCUAAUUUUAAUAAAACAAGUUAUCCAGAAAAGUGUUACCCAAACAAAAACUAUCUGAAAGAGUACAACAAUCAUGAAAGCUAUAAUCUUAGUACAAAUUUUGAGAAGGAUUGUUAUCCAGCCAGCUCUGAAAAAGGAGGAAAAUUUGAAAGUGAUUACCAACAGAAUACACCACAGAGAGAAAUCCAGAAAUACCCAGUGAACCAUAUGGGUACUGUCCCUUUGGGAGAAUUACAUUCUAAGCAGUCAUGGAACUUUGGACUUGGCGAGAGUCUGAUGGAAGAAGGAGGAAAAUGUUCUACAAGGAAACUCUGUCAGUGUAACAAUUGUUAUUCUUCACAAAGUAGUCAGUCUGCCAGUUACUCUCCAAGGCCAACAGAGAGUUGUUUCAGCUCUAGUUCAGAGAUGCUAUCUGAAGAUGAAGAUCAAAUAUUGCAGCAGAUUGAAGAUUCAAGGAGAUCCAUCGAAACUGAAACAACUAAUAAUUUUUAUUCAGAAAGGAUGGCAAAACUUCCACGUGAUAGGAUUAUUAAAGACAAUGGCAAAAUUCAUAAAAAAAAUGAGAAUCCCCCCCAGUUCUCAAUGAAAAAUAAUACAGAUCAGCUUGCCCAACCUCAGUGUAAUUCAACACACGUAUUACAAAACACAACCAGUAAUAACUGCAUUCUGCAGGUUGUAAGGUGUGAUGCAUGGGUACAAACAGAGAGGGACCCUGAACCUGUAAUGGAAAAGAAAAUAGAUGCUGCCAUACAGUGUGACAUAAUUUCAGAAUGUAACUGUAGAAGUGAUGUGUCUUUUCUUUGUAAUGUUGAAAGGUACAGUGAAAAUAUUAAGGCAGGUACCACUGGAGGGCAGGAAAUCCUUAAGAAUAACUAA
This is a messenger RNA of Hipposideros armiger (great roundleaf bat), 2142 nucleotides long. RefSeq names its product regulator of DNA class I crossover intermediates 1 (gene REDIC1). Lineage: Eukaryota; Metazoa; Chordata; Mammalia; Chiroptera; Hipposideridae. The record is from RefSeq and is a predicted model, not a curated record. The transcript is spliced from 14 exons. The coding region runs from base 1 to 2142 and encodes 713 amino acids.